This is a messenger RNA of Coregonus clupeaformis (lake whitefish), 2769 nucleotides long. Its product is annotated as bone morphogenetic protein 2-like. The record is from RefSeq and is a predicted model, not a curated record. The coding region runs from base 540 to 1958 and encodes 472 amino acids. NCBI's taxonomy places the organism in Eukaryota, Metazoa, Chordata, Actinopteri, Salmoniformes, Salmonidae. Gene Ontology annotation, cellular component: extracellular region. The transcript has 4 exons. Gene Ontology annotation, molecular function: growth factor activity; cytokine activity. Gene Ontology annotation, biological process: BMP signaling pathway; SMAD protein signal transduction.
UUAGGAAGCUGAGGACAAGAGGGAAUCUUUUUGCCGGUUACAGAAAACUCUCCAGACUAAUUUUUCUUGUGCCGGUCCAUACAGUAGAUAUAUUGCGUGUCUAAUUUUCUCUCUGUGUCUGAGCAGAGGUGGAAGUGUAGGCGACAGAGAGAGGGAGUUGCCUGUUUGAAGAGGUCAGGCAGGCAGGGGAAAGCCGGUGGAUCUUUUUUUAAGAGGCCGCUUAUUUGAAACUGACAACAGGAUGAGAGGGUGAGUGAGAGGGGAGAGCCCAGCAGUACAGGGAGAGAACCAUGGAGAGUACAGCGUCCUCAUCCACAGCCCACUCACAGAGGAGACACGGACACAGGAUAACCUAAGAGAGAGAAACAGAGAUAGAGAGAGAGAAAGAGGGGGAAGGAAGGAGAGAGGAAGAGAGGUAAAGAGUUUACUUUGUCCAUUCUGUCCAACGGAGAGGGAGCGAGAGACGACGGUUCGUAACACUGGAGCUCAAGGAUAAACCAUGGACUCUGCACACCUCCUACCACGCCUGGACAUUCACCAUGUUCCCUGCUAACCUCUUGGUCCUGAUGGUCCUGCUGCUACCUCAAGCCUCGUCUGGUCGCCAGGGCGGAGCCACCGAGCCCGAUGGCAGUGUGCCAUUGUUGUCAUCACCACCAUCCCCCCUAGAGCCCAGCCUGGCCCAGACCAUCCAGAACCUGCUGCUGAGCCGCCUGGGCCUGCAGUCCCACCCCAACCCCCGGCCAGGUGCGCCCAUCCCCCAGUACAUACUGGACCUCUAUCGCUUCCACUCCCAGCAGUACCACCUAGUCCAGGAUCCACACUUCAGCUACCCCAGCCAGCAUGUCCAGGAGGCCAACACCGUACGCAGCUUCCACCACACAGAUUCUACCAGUUCCUCACUCCCCCUUGAAAAGAGGCAGACCACUACGAGCAACAACAGGGUGCCCAUCUCCUUCAAUGUGUCCUCCAUCCCCCAGGAUGAGCGUGUGGUGUCUGCAGAGCUGCGUUUCUUCCGGGGUGGUGGGGCCAGCCUAGGCCCCGGGGCCCACAGGGUCAGCCUGUUCCUCUAUGGAGGCACUGGGGACUCUGAGUCUGAGCCCACUCUGCUGGAGUCACGGCUCCUCACAGGGGCCCCUAGCACCAAGCCAGCUGGCUCCUGGGAGGCCUUCAGCCUCAGCACCGAACUAUUUCUGGGGGCCCACGCUCGGACUGGCAGCCUGGCCUUCCUCCUGGAGGUGACCCCUCUGGGUAACACCACCCUCCUCACCCCCCCUGACCAUGACGCUCUACCACUCUCCACUGGGGAGGAAGGACGCAGAGAGGGACACCUGAGGGUGCGCAGGUCUCUGGGACAGGAUGAGCACAGCUGGGCACGAGAGAGACCCCUGCUGGUUACUUACAGCCAUGACGGGCGCGGGGAGCCACUAGCCGCCCAUGGCCGGAGAACCUCCGGCACUGCCCAGAGGAUGAGGGGGAGGAAGGGGGCCAGAGAAAGGGGCAGGAGCAACAGCAAGGACCGGGAAAGGGACAGGGACAGAGACAAGGACAGGGGGAGCGCCAGCCCUGGCUGGGGCGGUAGCUGGAACGAGGGUGGAAGGGUGAAGCGUAAUGGCGGCCGCGCAGCGAAACUGAAGCGUCUGUCCCACGCCCGCUGCCACCGCCACCCGCUCUACGUGGACUUCAAAGACGUGGGCUGGAACAAGUGGAUUGUGGCGCCUAGCGGCUACGACGCCUUCUUCUGCCUGGGGGAGUGCCGCUUCCCGCUGGCCGACCACAUGAACUCAUCCAGCCACGCCAUGGUGCAGACUCUGGUGAACUCGGUGAACGGAGCUGUGCCGCGGGCCUGCUGCGUGCCCACCGCCCUCAGCCCCAUCGCCAUGCUCUACCUGGACCCACAGGACCGCGUGGUGCUCAAAAACUACCAGGACAUGGUGGUGGAGGGCUGUGGAUGCCGGUAGUGGGAAACAAAAGAGAGGGAGGGAGGAGAGCGAGGGAAGGAAAGAUUGAUGAGGUAGUGACAGAGGACAAGGACAGAACCCAGCUCAGCAGAACCAUGUGAGACACGAGUACCUGGACCUUGUGGUGGAGGGAUGAAAAUCCUAGUAGCGGGGGGGGGGUGAGAAAGAGGGAGAGGACAGGAGAGAUGGAUGAGGGAGGAAGGGAAGAGAGGGGAAUGUAGAACCCAAUCCAGCAGGACCAAGUGGUUUCUAAGAAGUACAUGGUGUUGGAGGGCCACAGCUGUCAGUAGUGGAAAUAAAGAGAGGAUAGGGAGGGAGAGAGAGGAAAAACAGACAGAGGAGCCCCCUUAGAACAUACAGUGCAGUGCUUCAGAACUACCACAUAGUGAGAGAAUAAAGAGAAAAGAGAGGGAGAGAAAAACGAAGCAGUCUUCCACAUCCCAGUAGGAGUAGAGGAUGCUGCUGACAGCAGAAGAGAGGAACGACAACCAGGAGUAGAGGAGAGACUCCUCCCAUUAUCCCACCUCUUCUCCUUCUAUAGCACUCCACUCGCUGACCGUCAAUGCUCACUCACCAGCCCUCUAUGUGUCUGUAAUGUGUCUGCAUCUGUGUCUCUCCGUGUUCAGUGUGUCGCUCACCUCCUCAUUCCAACAUUAAUCUGUAAAGGAGAUGCACUCGAUCAGUGGAGUGGAAGACCAAGGGGACUGGCAAGAGAUUAAGAUAUCAGUGCCAGAGGAUACUAUCUGUACAGUUGAAGUCGGAAGUUUACAUACACUUUGGUUGGAGUCAUUAAAACUCGUUUUUCAACCAC